Eruca vesicaria subsp. sativa (arugula) is the source of this 3332-nucleotide messenger RNA. The record is from the annotation of a GenBank genome assembly. Lineage: Eukaryota; Viridiplantae; Streptophyta; Magnoliopsida; Brassicales; Brassicaceae.
ACAGCUCCUCUAUUUGUCCACUCUCGUCUCUCGCCACUCGCCAGCUUUCUUCCUCCACCAUUUUCGUCGCUUCAAAACCCUAUCAUAUACUCUAGUGAACCUCUCUCUUCCUACGAGCUCUCUUUUUGAACGGCAAAAUUGAAAUCGAAUCCAUCACUUGCUCUGAUCAUCCGUUCCUCCUCUCUCUCUACUGUUUCGAUUCCCAAACUCCCCGGACGAUGGAUCUGCCUAGCCUCGCUUUGAUCCUCCGAGCCGCCGCACUCAGCCCUAACCCCGAUGAACGCAAAGCUUCUGAGCAGCAACUCAAUCAGUUGCAGCAUACGCCACAGCAUUUGGUGAGAUUGUUGCAGAUAGCCGUGGAUGGGAGCUGUGAUAUGGCAGUUCGUCAAAUCGCUAGUAUUCAGUUUAAGAACUUCAUUGCUAAGAACUGGUCACCUGAAGAUUCGGGUGCAGGGGAGAUAUUGCAAAGCGAUAAAGAAUUGGUGAGGGACAACAUACUCGUCUAUGUCACUCAAGUCCCAACCUUACUCAGAUCACAACUUGGAGAGUGCCUCAAGACUAUUAUUUAUGCUGACUACCCUGAACAAUGGCCACGUCUUUUGGAUUGGGUGAACUACAACUUGCAGAAUCAACAAAUCUAUGGAGCUUUGUUUGUGUUGCGGAUACUCUCUAGAAAAUAUGAGUUCAAGUCAGACGAAGAGAGAACACCUGUUACCCGCAUUGUGGAGGAGACGUUUCCUCUACUUUUGACUAUUUUUAAGGGGCUUAUCCGGAUAGAAAAUCCAUCGCUGGAGAUAGCAGAACUUAUGAAGCUAAUAUGCAAAAUAUUUUGGUCAUCCAUAUAUCUGGAGCUCCCAAAGAAAUUAUAUGAUAUAAACGUAUUCAAUUCUUGGAUGGUUCUCUUCUUGAGUGUUUCGGAGCGUCCUGUUCCAGUUGAAGGCCAGCCUAUGGAUCCGGAACUUAGAAAAUCUUGGGGCUGGUGGAAGGUCAAGAAGUGGACAGCGCGCAUCUUAAGCAGACUCGACAGUCGGUUUGGAGACCCAAAACUUCAAACUCCAGAAAGCAAACCUUUUUCCCAAAUGUUUCAAAAGAAUUAUGCAGGCAGAAUUUUGGAAGGCCACCUGAAUUUUCUGAAUACAAUUCGUGUUGGAGGCUAUCUUCCUGAUAGAGUUACCAAUCUUAUCCUUCAGUACUUAAGCAACAGCAUUUCGAAGAAAAGCAUGUACAAUUUGCUGCUACCUCGGCUGGAUGUUCUGCUUUUUGAGAUUGUUUUCCCUCUAAUGUGCUUUAAUGACUCCGAUCAACAACUUUGGGAGGAAGACCCACAUGAAUAUGUGAGGAAAGGUUACAAUAUAAUUGAAGACUUGUACAGUCCGCGAACAGCAUCUAUGGAUUUUGUAAAUGAAUUGGUUCAAAAACGUGGGAAGGAGAACCUUCCGAAAUUUAUUCAGUUUAUUGUAGGGAUCUUCAGGAGUUAUGACGAAGCUCCUGCUGAACAUAAGCCUUAUCGUCGAAAAGAUGGCGCGAUGCUUGCUGUUGGAGCUCUUUAUGAUAAACUGAAGCAAACGGAUCCCUAUAAAUCUGAGCUAGAGCAUAUGUUGGUGCAACAUAUUUUUCCAGAAUUCAAUAGUCCAGCUGGACAUCUUAGAGCGAAGGCUGCAUGGGUAGCUGGACAAUAUGCCCAUAUCAACUUCUCAGAUCAGAACAACUUUCGUAAAGCAUUGCACAGUGUUGUCUCGGGAAUGCGCGAUCCUGAUCUCCCUGUCCGUGUUGAUUCAGUUUUUGCAUUACGUUCAUUUGUUGAGGCUUGCAAUGAUUUGAAUGAGAUACGUCCAAUCCUCCCUCGGUUACUUGAUGAAUUUUUCAAACUCAUGAAUGAGGUAGAGAACGAAGACCUUGUUUUUACGUUGGAAACCAUUGUCGAUAAGUUCGGUGACGAGAUGGCUCCAUAUGCUUUUGGAUUAUGCCAAAAUCUGGCGGCUGCAUUUUGGAGGUGCUUAAACACGUCAGAAGCCAGUGAUGAUUCGGAUGAUAUGGGAGCUUUAGCUGCUGUUGGUUGUUUGCGUGCCAUAAGUACAAUCCUUGAAUCUGUUAGCAGUCUUCCUCAGCUGUUUGUUGAAAUAGAACCAACGAUACUUCCGAUAAUGCAGAAAAUGUUGACCAGUGAUGGCGAAGAUGUAUUUGAAGAAGUUUUGGAGAUUGCAUCAUACAUGACCUUUUAUUCCCCUAACAUUUCCUUGGGUGUAUGGAGUCUCUGGCCAUUAAUCGUGGAAGCGUUGGUCGAUUGGGCAAUUGAUUACUUUCCAAAUAUUUUGGCUCCGAUGGACAAUUUUAUAUCAAGGGGUACUGCUCGUUUCCUCGCUUGCAAGGAGCCCGACUACCAGCAAAGCCUAUUUAAUGUUCUUUCAACUCUUAUGACCGACAGAAACAUAGAAGACAGCGAUAUUGAAGCAGCUCCAAAGCUUAUUGAAGUUGUUUUCCAGAAUUGCAAAGGGCAGGUGGAUCACUGGGUUGAACCAUAUCUGCGACUCACUAUUGAUCGGUUACAACGAGCGGAGACUUCAUACUUGAAAUCUCUUCUUAUACAAGUGGUGGCAAAUAUGCUUUACUACAAUCCAAGUUUGACGCUAGGGGUAUUGCAUAAUACAGGGCUUGCUUCAACAGUGUUUGAUCUUUGGUUCCAGAUGUUGCAACAGAAGAAAAAGAGUGGCCAGCCAGCAAAUUUCAAAAGGGAACAUGAUAAAAAGGUUUGCUGCUUGGGUUUGACUUCAUUACUUGGUCUCCCUGGUGGUCAAUUCCCCGUCGAAGCUCUGCAACGUGUUUUCAGGGCAACACUUGAUCUUCUAGUUGCAUAUAAGAAUCAGCUAGCUGAAGCAGCCAAGGUGACAGAAGUCGAUUAUGAGGAUGAAAUGAAUGGACUCGAGAGUGAUGAAGAGGACGAUGAUGAUGGGUCUGAUGGGGAGAUGGGUAUGGAUGAUACCGAGGAUGGAGAUGAAGCAGAAAGCAUGAAACAGAAGUUAGCUGCACAGGCUAAGUCCUUCAGAUAUGUUGAUGAAGAUGACGAUGAUUCUGAUGAUGACUUCAGCGAUGAUGACGUGUUCCAGUCACCCAUCGAUGAGGUGGAUGCCUUUGUAUUCUUUGUCGACGCAAUCAGAGUUAUGCAGGCAUCAGAUGCGCAGAGGUUUCAGAGCCUUAACCAGUCACUGGAUUUCACUUAUCAGGCGAUUGCAAACGGAAUAGCACAACACGCAGAGGUGAGAAGAGUGGAGAUCGAGAAGGAGAAGCAAAAGACAGCAGCAGAAGCUGCUGUUACUCCUGUUCCUGCUACAUGA